GAUCGUCCGUCUGUGAAUCCUCACUCAAUGGAUGGUGAUGGUGGUGUGGUCGAGGAGUUAACUGUAAGGAACUAUAAUAAUCUGAGUUCGACUACAGUGGGCACCUCAAAAAGUAGUGGUAGGAUGGGCACUAGGAUAAACCAAUGGCAGCACAUCUAUCAGACAGCAGGAGGAUCGACAAAUUCGAGCUCCCAUGGAUAUCCUGUGAACCGGGAGGGUACUAGUAUCUGGGAGGACAUAGGAGGCACAUCCUUUUCUGAACUAUUGUCUCACAAAUUAUUGAGAGGUGAUAGAAAUGAAACCAUGGAGCAACCACCUCAUUCUGAAAAUAAAGAAACUUUAGGUGGUGUUUUGGCUCAUGGAGGUAUUCGGACAAAAAUUCUAUCGAAGUCAGGAUUCUCAGAGUUUUUUGUGAAGAACACUCUGAAGGGAAAGGGACUCAUAUUCAGAGGCCUACCUACUGAGUCAAGUCCGAAUAAUGUAACUGUGGCUGGUGGUUCCAGGAUGGCUUCUGAUGCAUCACUUCGUUCAAAUCCCUCAAGUGUUGUGCCUUCUACUCAUGGUACCUGUGGGACCAAGAUUGUGUUCAGUUCUGAUCCUGAUGGAGUCAAUCUGAGAGAAUGGCUUAGCGGUGCACACAGAGAUGUAAAUAAAGUGGAGAGAUUAAAUAUUUUUAUGCAAAUUGUGGAUUUGGUGGACACUCACUCUAAGGGGAUUGCCUUGCAUGACUUACGGCUGUCUCAUUUUACAUUGCUGCCUUCAAAUCGGGUGAAGUAUCUAGGAUCAUCAUUGGGGGGAGAGAUUUCUGGAACUUUUGGAAACAAACAUCUUCCAAGCAACGGUAACCAGAUCAUUGAGAAAAGGGUGCUAGAGCAUGGUUUGGUUCGACCUUAUAGCUCCAGUGCAAAGAAGCAAAAGUUCAAUGAGGGCAUCAAUAAUGGCUGGCAGUGGCCUCAGUUUCAUUCGAGACCUCAUUUAAAAGCUGAAGCUGUGAGUGGGACUGAGAUGAGUGCCAGUGAUGCACAAUACUCAGGCUAUGUUUGCGUUGCAAAGAAGCCGAGUACAGAAUAUGGAUCACAAAUGUCUGGUGACAUUCCUACUUUAAGUGCUGGUGCAGAGUCAUUGACCGCUGCAAGGUACCAGCUGGAAGAGAAGUGGUACAAGAGCCCUGAGGAAGUCGACGAGGGAUCAAGCCAUACACCAUCAAAUAUAUACUGUUUGGGUGUUUUCCUUUUGAGGCAUGUACUUGGCCAUAAUAUUUUCAAUGAAUAUCUUUUUCAGUUACUCGUCGCCGACUGUGAAAAGGCUCGGAAUGCAGCAAUGAUGGAUCUUCGUCAUAGGAUUCUUCCCCGUUUCUUGUCUGAAAAUCCGAAAGAAGCUGGAUUCUGCUUGUGGCUACUACAUCCUGAUCCUUCUUCACGUCCAACUUGCAGGGAGAUCCUAGAGUCAGAAGUACUUAGUGGGCUUAAGGAGGUUUGCUCGGAAGAAUUGUCAUCUUCUAUAGAGCAAGAUGAUGCAGAGUCCGAAUUACUUCUGCACUUUCUCAUCACCUAAGAGCAUAAGCAGAAAUGUGCCUCUAAGUUGAUAGAAAAUAUAAGUUGCUUGGAAGCAGACAUUGAAGAGAUUGGGAGAAGGCGCCAAGCGAUUGGCCUGGCUGACUCCUUUGAUUCAAAGGACAAUAAGCUUUAUCUUAAGGAGCUUUCAACCCCAGAUGUGGAUGGGAACAUCGGUCAGCUUGAAUCUGCUUAUUUCUCCAUGAGAUCAAGAAUGCAGCUCCCUGAGGCUGAUGCCAUGCGUGCUGAUAAUGAUGUGUUAAAAAAUCAUGAGAAUUGGGGUCCUCCCAAUAACAAUGACGAACGGAAGGAUGGCUCUGAUCAGCAGGGUGCUUUCUUUGAUGGCUUAUGCAAGUAUGCUCGAUAUAGUAAGUUCGCAGUACGUGGUAUACUGAGAAAUGGAGAGUUCAACUCCUCAGCAAAUGUGAUUUUCCUAAGUUUUGACCGGGAUGAGGACUACUUUGCUGCUGCUGGGAUAUCAAAGAAAAUAAAGAUAUUUGAAUUUGAUGCGCUCUUUAAUCACUCCGUUGAUAUCCAUUAUCCAGUGAUUGAGAUGUCAAAUAGGUCAAAGCUAAGCUGCACUUGCUGGAAUAAUUAUAUCCGUAACUACCUCGCUUCAACUGAUUAUGAUGGCGUAGUAAAGUUAUGGGAUGCAAAUACUGGUCAAGGGUUUGCCGAGUUCAGUGAGCAUGAAAAGAGGGCCUGGUCUGUUGACUUUUCACCUGUAUACCCUACAAAGUUAGCAAGCGGAAGUGAUGAUUGUUCAGUGAAACUUUGGAGCAUCAAUGAGAAAAAUUGUUUGGGGACAAUAAGGAGCAUAGCAAAUGUCUGCUGCGUUCAGUUCUCUCCUCAUUCCACUCAUUUGCUGGCAUUUGGGUCUGCUGACUAUAAAACUUACUGUUAUGAUCUUCGGAAUGCGAGAACUCCCUGGUGUGUGUUGGUUGGGCAUGAGAAAGCUGUAAGCUAUGUGAAGUUGGACUCUGAAACCAUUGUAACUGCAUCCACUGACAACACAUUGAAGCUUUGGGAUUUGAACAAAACCUGUUCCAGUGGUCCGUCAAAUAAAGCCUGCAGCUUAACAUUUAGUGGGCAUACGAAUGAGAAGAAUUUUGUGGGUUUGUCCGUUGCCAAUGGUUACAUAACAUGUGGAUCUGAAACAAAUGAGGUUUUCACUUAUUAUAGGUCUCUGCCUAUGCCAAUAACUUCCUACAAGUUUGGUUCAAUUGAUCCUAUUUCUGGGAAGGAAACUGAUGAUGACAAUGGGCAGUUUGUUUCCAGCGUCUGUUGGAGAGGGAAAUCAGACAUGGUUGUAGCUGCUAAUUCAAGUGGCUGCAUAAAAGUCUUGCAGAUGGUUUAGGGUGUAGGGAGACCUGCGAAAAAGACGGCAAUGCUUCAUGUACCGGCUUUGUGCUUGUGAGUCUCCAAAGUUGUAAGCGCAGGCAUUUGUUUAUGGCCAGAGCCUUAAAUCUGCCUUGAGACUCUCUGGUCAUCUUGUCUGAGAACUGAAUGACCCAAAGCUAAUGCAUGUGUUGUCAUGCAGCUAUGAGUUCCUAAUUGUACCAUGUUUGCAGAGGUCAGUUCACACACACAAGUACAUUGCCUGAGGAAGCUGAAAAACGCAAGAAAUUUGUCAAUAGAGAUGGUUUUCCCAAUGGAGCUUACGGAGUCGACUGUCCGAAGAGGUGAACUAUCUCAAAAGGCCAUAUAGUUAAAGGGGGUACAUGGUGGACUUGAAGUGGGAGUGGAAGUAAUGCUGGUUGGUUUUUUUAUUUUUAUUUUUUUUUCGGGAGGGGGUGGGGUGGG
Eucalyptus grandis is the source of this 3356-nucleotide messenger RNA. Its product is annotated as protein SPA1-RELATED 2-like. NCBI's taxonomy places the organism in Eukaryota, Viridiplantae, Streptophyta, Magnoliopsida, Myrtales, Myrtaceae. Gene Ontology annotation, molecular function: protein kinase activity; ATP binding; protein binding. Gene Ontology annotation, biological process: photomorphogenesis; protein phosphorylation. The record is from RefSeq and is a predicted model, not a curated record.